Messenger RNA from Tauraco erythrolophus (red-crested turaco), 2842 nucleotides. NCBI's taxonomy places the organism in Eukaryota, Metazoa, Chordata, Aves, Musophagiformes, Musophagidae. The record is from RefSeq and is a predicted model, not a curated record.
AUGGGCGGUACAGUGGCCAAGAUCACCCUUAUUUCUAUUCUCGUCCUCUGGGCAGCCACACAGCAGGGAAAGGGAAAUGAAAUUACAGAAAAAGGCCUCUCUUUGCUGGGGUACCAUCUGUGCAACUAUAGCCUGACCAAAAAUGUGUUUAAAAUAGUUGCCUACCAAAAGUCCUAUGAGAAAAGCACUUCCUGUGGAGGAUGGAUACCGUGGAUGGUGUGUCCCCAGACGUACUAUAAAAUGCAGUAUCAUACUGUUGAAGUUCCUGAAACCAUCACUCUUACAGAUUGCUGUGAAGGAUAUGAACAAGUUGGACUCUACUGCUCUUUAGCACUUAAUAGAUCCAGUGUAUUUUCCUCAAGACCUGGUAUUUGUCCAAUGGAGAGUGUGGAAACAUCUGAUUAUCCUUGCACGUUCGAUACUGAAUGUCCAGGGCUUAAAAAAUGCUGCAACUCAUCCAAAGGAGCAGGCUGUGUGGAUCCGAUGCCAGAGGGAAGAAUGUUCUGGUACAAUGUGACAGUGCUUGUGAAAAUGGAUUUUAAUGAAUUAAUCAGAGUGGAUUCCCACCUUCUGAAUCAUUCACGCCUCUUGCACUCCAUGAUUACUGGUGCGUUGCAGCCCUUGAAUGCCUCUGUGUACCAUAUCCAGAGUAACCGUGCAGAAGUGUACGCUGGGACGGUGGCCUCUCAGGUUCUCAUUGGGCUGCACCAGCCGGCUCCACUAGCAGAGGUUUCUUCUUCCUUGAAGGACAUUGUGAAGCGCACGUAUGAAGUGAUCAACAUAGAAGUGCAAGAUGUCAAUGAAUGUUCCUAUGCUGAAUUCAACGCUUGUCCCGAGAAGAACACCUGUGUAAAUCUGGAGGGUUAUUACAACUGUGACCCUCAACACAAACCUGCAGAUGUCAACUAUCACCAGCUGAGCACAAGAGAGGAAGGCAUGGCAGCAUCUACUCCAAGUUCAGUGUUAGGUCUCAUUAACACUAGCAAUAGCUCUCCGUCUAUGAGUAAUUCAAGUCUCUUGUUCAUGACUAACCAAUCUACAGAUGCUGGGUGCUAUCCCUCUGCAGUUAGAAACCACCGAAUAUUCAACGUUACCAGCAAUAGUUUUGAAAUGUCCUGGCUUGUCACUUCUGCUCUGAACCAUACUUUCCAAGUCCAAGUGUUCAAGGGCGAAGAGAUUGUACAAAACCUGAAGACAGAGGAAAUGAAAAUGGACGUGUCUGGACUGGAAGCAGGUGUGAUCUAUUCAGUAGAGAUCAGCUAUGAAACUUGUGGAAAAAGCAGCAUCUCCCGUCAAAAUGUUAAAACAGAGGCCAAGAUAUUCAUUAUUACUAUGAGGAUUCUCAACUACAACUUCACUGAAGAUUUCUAUAAUGCCAGCAGCUCAGCAUAUGAAGAUUUUUCAAGACUGUUGCUUACAGAGCUUGAAAAUUCAUUUCCACUCAACAUUUCUGCUUUAUACAAAUCUGGGAAGCUGAAAGUGCAGACUGAAUCCCUGCAAGCCGGAAGCAUCAUUGUGAGGCUCAGAAUCACUGUGCAGGAUUAUGAGUUUCCAGCUGAUGCCUCCACAUUUACCCCAGUGCUUUCGUACCUGCAUAAUCGUUCUUCGCUUUUGGUGGAUCAGCAAAACACUGCAGUAGAAGACUGGGAUGAAUGCGCUUCUCACACCGAGAAUGACUGCUCUGUGUUUGCAGAGUGCAUCAAUUUGAUGGGCUCAUACUUGUGCAGAUGCAAGACAACCAUGGAUACCAAUCCAUCUCGACCUGGAAGAAACUGUGAGGGUGAGAUUGUGGGCCCUCUCACUGAAACAACGGCUCCUGAAGUAACGAACAGUACGGAGUUUGCUCCUGAAGAAGUAAGCCUUGCAGGCCCUGCUUCCCCUCCCACCACUGAGAUGGUGGCUGCUGUAGGCUCUGAGAUCAGACCUGCCGUAAACAUCCCUGCUGCACUGCCCCUGGGUGACAAGCGAGUGCCCCAUGGUCAUUCUGCCACCAGCGCUCCUCCAGACCCUUGGAAAAAAGGCCUGACACCACAGAUGGGCUUUGGUGGGGACAACAGCCCCAUGGCCACGGAGGUCGCAGCCAGCAAGGAAGUGGCCAUGAACACAGCGUGGCUGGCGACCGUAAGUCCAUUGCAGCAAAGCUCUGCAGCUGAGGCUUCCCCCAAUGCAUCACAGCAAGCAGCUGCUCUCACAAAUGCACCCGUGGGCACAGCUGGGCAAGGGCAGCUCAGUUCACCAUCGCUGGUGUUUCCAAAUCAAACAGCCUUUGCUACCACUAGAAGUCACACAGCUUUUGGUGAGCCUCAAGCCAACUCUCAAGGUGGUCCUGGCACAGCUCUGCCAGCCACAGGGGAUGCUGGUGCUCACACCCCCAACGACACUCUCAGAGCACAUGUAGAGACAGGAAGAGAGAAAAGCUCUUGGUCCAAGGAAUACUCUGGAGCCCUGGGGUCAUCAGCUCUGCCAGACGUCUCUCCAGCUCCCAGCCCAACGCCAGGCCAAACCGUGGACCGCACUGUCCGGAAACUUAGUGGCAUGGUGCGGAUAACAAAUGUGGAAUACUCUCUGGGCUUUAGCAAUACAAGCAGCGAGGAAUACCAAACCUUUGCACAGCUCUUCGUUAAUGAAGUACAUAAAUCUCUGCCCCUUGAGGUUCUUCAGCAGAUGGAUGCUGGUCUGAUUAAAGUGUUGGUAAUGGGUAUUACUAAUGGGAGCACAGUGGUAAGUUUCAAUUUACUGAUCGCAGAAGAUGUGGAUAUCUACUACAUCAACACCACUUUUCGUGAUGCCUUUGAACACAGCUCCUAUUUCACAGUUGACAAGAGCAGUCUCUCCAUAAAUG